AUGGCUCUUUGGUUGCAUCCAGAAAUUGACGCAUGGUCCACGCCAGAUGUCGAUGCGGAGCCACCAAGUAUUACCCACAAACCUAGCGGAGCUGAGAAUCAGAGCGCGUACCCAGUCACGGUCAGAACCGUGCAGGUAGGAACAGAGACAUCGUCGUAUCCAGUCGCAAAGCCUACCAGCAACGGAGCGAUAGAAAUCGAUGGGCCAGAACCAAAAGAGGAAGCUCAAUGUUAUCCACGAGGAGCCAGCAACGAAGGAGGUCAUGGAGGCCAAAUAUGUGAUCAGCUGCGAUGGCGCACAAAGCUGGACAAGAUCGCAGGAUGUGGAUUGAGGACACAAGGUUCCGAAACUGAUAUCAAGAGUCAGCAGCAUCUUGCACCAAAUACACCGCUCGGCCAGCACUUCCUGAGUUUUGUGGUCAUCAACCACUGCGAUGCACGAUCUUGGCACUUUGGCGAACUGCUCAAAGCCGGCGGCCUCUUCGCCGUCGUGCUAUUCGCUGGUGGUGUCUCCAGGACCGAUCAAAUUCAAAGGGUACAUAAAUUCGCCGGAGCACUGGCUAAUGUGGUCAUUCCAUUGGUACAACAUCACAUCAGCGGUGGCGGCCAGAAGGCAAUAUACGACGUCGCUGACAUCCUGACUAUUCGUUCAGCGCCGGGGGGGCAGGUUGAAUACUCCCGGAACUGUUACGUCCCUUCGAUGAGGAGCUUGGUAGUCACAUAUUGCGUAUAUCGGCGCUCCAAGGUGUCCUUCAUUUUCCUGUGA
This is a messenger RNA of Letharia lupina, 765 nucleotides long. RefSeq lists its product as uncharacterized. The coding region runs from base 1 to 765 and encodes 254 amino acids. The record is from RefSeq and is a predicted model, not a curated record. Lineage: Eukaryota; Fungi; Ascomycota; Lecanoromycetes; Lecanorales; Parmeliaceae. The transcript has 2 exons.